This is a messenger RNA of Aspergillus ochraceoroseus IBT 24754, 393 nucleotides long. RefSeq lists its product as uncharacterized. NCBI's taxonomy places the organism in Eukaryota, Fungi, Ascomycota, Eurotiomycetes, Eurotiales, Aspergillaceae. The transcript has 3 exons. The coding region runs from base 1 to 393 and encodes 130 amino acids. The record is from RefSeq and is a predicted model, not a curated record.
AUGGAAGAGAAGGCCCUCCUCAUCGGCCGCAGUCGGUUAUCUCGUACCGCAAUCGUUAACCGCCAGAUCAAGUGGUAUCAAAUCAGAGAAGCGUUGGUUGAUCCUCGAGUUUGGAUCCUAUUCUUUUUCAUGCUUAUAUAUCUUAUAUUGGGGUAUUGUUCGCCCAUUACAUCGUCGGGGCCCCUUCAAAUGCCUGCUACCAACUUGGGUGGAUACGCAAAGCGCACCACCAGCGUGGCGAUGGCCCUGUUCGCCGUUAGCACGCGCGAGACUCUCAGGAAUAGCAUUUUAUUCUCAGCUCCCGGAUGCUGUGGAUGUCCGGUCAUAGUCAACAAUGACAUGGCUGCAACGGUGUCAUGGAUAGAUGUUUUAUGCCCUCUACACUCCCUCUAA